This is a messenger RNA of Phalacrocorax carbo (great cormorant), 8346 nucleotides long. NCBI's taxonomy places the organism in Eukaryota, Metazoa, Chordata, Aves, Suliformes, Phalacrocoracidae. The record is from RefSeq and is a predicted model, not a curated record.
CGUCGCUCAGGCGCCCGCGCCGCUCGCCGCCGGGAUGGUGGGGCGGGCGCCGGGGGGCGCGGGCAGCCGCGGCCCCGCAGCGCCCACAGCCCGGACGGCGCCCGGCGCGGCAGCGCGGCGAGCCACGGCCGGCCAGGUCCGCUUUGUGUCUCAUCAUUUCCUUUCUCCAGUCCAACCUUUACGGCUCCAAAAAUAUUUGAAAGUGUGAUUCAAUGGGGAUUCCUGAGUGGAGGAUUCCUGAAUAGGGAUGGUUGUAACCUCAGGUUUAACAGCUUGAAUCACAGCCUGCAGGACCAAGAGGAAGAGAGAGUCAAGGAUGGAGCAGUUACCUUCAGACAAGUGAUUGUGGUGAUCCUCUUCUUCCUUCUAACCAUAAAUAUGGCUGAACUUUCAGAGCCAGAAGGUACUGUAAACUGGAAGGAAAGGUGUUUAACUCUGGAGUCACAGUUAAUGAAAUUUCGUCUCCAGGCAAGCAAGAUCAGAGAAUUGUUAGCAGAAAAGAUGCAGCAGCUUGAGAAACAAGUUAUAGAUGCUGAUCGUCAAGCAGAGAGAGCUUUUCAGCAGGUGCAGGUCAUGGAAGAAAAAUUAAAAGCAGCUAAUGUUCAAACAAGCGAAUCAGAAACCAGGUUGUAUAAGAGAUGUCAAGAUCUGGAGAUCCUGAUACAAGAUAAAAACGACAUAAUACAAAAAUUGGAGCAACAACUUGCAGAACAGAAGCAAAUAAGACUGCAAGAAGCAAAAAUAAUAGAAGAAAAAGCAGCUAAAAUAAAAGAAUGGGUGACAGUCAAGCUCCAUGAGUUAGAGGUGGAAAAUCAGAACCUUCGCUUGAUCAACCAAAAGCAAACCAAAGAGAUGAAAACAGUACAAUCUAAACUGCAAGAAGCUACGGGCAAGAAAUCUGUUACUUCAGCACAAAAACCUGGAGAGUGUCAGCGACUAAGCAGUUUGACUUUUGGAUGCUUUUCAAACAGAGCAAGAAGUCCUCAACCAUCUCCUCAGCUUGAAGAAAUAAGCAAGUCUUCAUCUAAAGAGUCAGACUACACUGAAGGCAAAACCGUGCUAGAGAAGGAUAUCCUGGAAACUACCUUCGCUGGGCCUGCACAUGAGAGCAAUACAGGUCAGAAGUCAUUGCAACAAAGUUCCCCGGGAUCAGAGCAGAACAAAAAUGUGAGAACGAGCUGUUCAUCCAAAGAUAUAGACAGCGACAUGUCAAAGAACUCCUGCACUACCGGGAGUGACUGGAGCUCAGACGAGGAUGGAGGAGAGAAUAAAGGACUGAAAUCCAGGUGUGCAUCGACUCUCUCAAGCCACACAUCUGAAGAGAACGCAAGGUACAGUAGAAUGGGGAGUGAAAUGUAUUUGACAGCAUCUGAUGACAGCAGUUCUCUGUUUGAAGAAGAGAGUUUUGGUGUUCAGAGGACUCAGCACAAGAAGUUAUACUCUUGGCAGCAGGGGUCCCAAAGAAAAGGACAGAACAAUCUGGGUGGAAAGUGCAACUCUGAUUUUACAAGUAAAAAGAAAGACCAAGAUAGUUCCUCAGAUGAACUGAAUAAGAAAUUUCAGUCUCAGAGGCUAGAUUAUUCAUCCUCAUCCAGUGAGGCAAAUACCCCAAGUCCAAUUUUAACCCCUGCUCUGACACCCAAACACCCAAUUCUAGCAACUUCUGCAGGUUCUCAGUGCACAACGCCAUCAGAUUCUCCCUCAAGUUUGCCACCUCCAAAGUUACGGACUCUUAAUGUGUUUAGUAUAAAUUCAGCAUUAGCAAAGAAACAUCUAAGCCAGCCCCAGCUGAGUUCUGACAGAAUGUUUGGUAGAAAUAGAAAUGCCAUAAGCAUGAUACGUCCAUGGAGACCUCAGGAAACAGACAUUGAUCUGGUGGAUGGAGAAGAUACUGGUAUUUCGGAGAAAAUGGAUAUUGGGUGUGAUGAAGGAGUGUUUACCUAUGACUGCACUGAAGCACAAAAUGCUGAAGUCCAGGAACCUUCUGAUACAACAAAAAAGGGUGCUAGCAACAAACCUCCAACCCCUCCAUUACAUCGAUUUCCUUCCUGGGAAAGCAGAAUUUAUGCUGUAGCCAAAUCUGGUUUAAGAAUGUCUGAAGCUUUCACCAUGGAAUCUCUUAACAAAAGUGCUGUUUCACUAACUUCAUACUCCAUAUCUGGACUGUAUACAUCUUUGAUAUAUAAGAAUAUGACCACUCCUGUCUACACCACUUUGAAAGGGAAAGCAACUCAAAUAAGCAACAGCCCAUUUAUAGAUGAUUCAUCAGGAUCUGAGGAAGAAGACAGCUCUCGGUCCAGCUCAAGGACUUCUGAGUCUGAUUGUCGAAGCAGGAGUGGUCCCGGUAGUCCUCGGGCUAUGAAACGAGGUGUGUCUCUCUCUUCUGUGACCUCAGAAAGUGACUAUGCUAUUCCUCCAGAUGCAUAUUCAGCAGAUACAGACUAUUCAGAGCCAGAGCAGAAACUUCCUAAGACCUCUUCCUCAUCUAGUGAUAAUGGAAAAAAUGAACCUUUGGAAAAAUCUGGAUAUCUGUUAAAAAUGGGUGGUAAAGUAAAGACCUGGAAGCGACGGUGGUUUGUGCUUAAAGGAGGUGAAUUACUAUACUACAAAUCUCCAAGUGAUGUCAUCCGAAAACCUCAGGGUCAAAUUGAGCUAAAUGCAUCUAGCCACAUCGAAAGGGGUGAUGGAAAACAAACAAUCCAGCUGACCACAGAAAAACGAACAUACUACUUGACUGCAGAUUCUCCCAACAUCUUAGAAGAAUGGAUCAAAGUACUACAGAAUGUUCUUAAAAUACAGGCUGCCAGUCCACUUUUCAUACAGCCUGAAAUCAAGCCAACCAUGAAGGGAUUACUUACAAAGGUGAAACAUGGAUAUUCCAAAAGAGUUUGGUGUACCCUAGUUGGAAAAAUUCUGUAUUAUUUCCGUAAUCAAGAAGACAAGUUUCCUCUUGGACAAAUCAAGCUUUCUGAGGUGAAGGUUGAAGAAGUUGAUAGAUCAUGUGAUUCUGAUGAAGAUUAUGAGGCUAGUGGUCGCAGCUUAUUAUCAACACAUUACACUAUUGUUAUCCACCCCAAAGAUCAAGGACCCACAUAUCUUCUUAUAGGAUCCAAACAUGAGAAGGACAUGUGGCGUUACCAUCUGACAGUUGCAGCUGGAAGUACCAGUGUAAAUGUUGGAUCCGAGUUUGAACAACUUAUUUGCAAAUUAUUAAACAUGGAAGGCGAUACCACUUCUCAGAUUUGGAGACAUCCUACACUUUGCCACAGCAAAGAAGGAAUCGCGUCUCCUCUUACAACACUGCCAUCAGAAGCCUUGCAAACUGAAGCAAUUAAAUUAUUUAAGACCUGCCAGUUGUUUAUAAAUGCUGCAGUUGACUCUCCUGCCAUUGAUUACCAUGUAUCUUUGGCCCAAAGUGCUUUGCAGAUCUGUCUUACACAUCCUGAACUUCAAAAUGAGAUCUGUUGUCAGCUUAUUAAGCAGACUAGACGUCGACAUCCACAAAACCAGGCAGGACCGAUACAGGGCUUGCAGCUCUUGGCUCUCUGCGUUGGACUUUUUCUGCCCCAGCACCCAUUCCUUUGGCUUCUUAAACUUCAUUUAAAGAAGAAUGCAGAUUCCAGGACUGAAUUUGGGAAAUAUGCAAUAUAUUGUCAGCGAUGUGUAGAGCGCACCCAGCAGAACGGAGACCGAGAAGCCAGACCUUCCAGAAUGGAAAUCCUUUCCACUCUUCUAAGAAACCCCUACCACCAUUCACUACCCUUCAGUAUUCCAGUUCAUUUCAUGAAUGGCAUAUAUCAGGUUGUUGGAUUUGAUGCAUCUACCACAGUGGAGGAAUUUCUGAACACCCUAAACCAGGAUACAGGGAUGAGGAAACCAGCUCAGUCAGGAUUUGCACUGUUUUCUGAUGAUCCCUCUGGCAAAGAUAUAGAGCACUGUCUUCAAGGAAACAUCAAGAUCUGUGACAUUAUUUCAAAAUGGGAGCAAGCCUCCAAAGAACAACACCCUGGGAAAUGUGAAGGCACAAGGACUGUCCGCCUUACUUACAAAAAUAGGCUUUAUUUUUCGGUUCAAGUCCAUGGGGAGACAGACAGAGAGAAGCUGCUGUUAGUAUAUCAGACAAAUGAUCAAAUAGUCAAUGGACUUUUCCCUGUAAACAAAGAACUAGCGAUGGAAUUGACAGCUCUCUUAGCUCAGAUUGAGAUUGGAGAUUUUGAACGGCCUUUCUCAACUCCAGCAGGGCAAGUCACUUCCCAGUCCAAGUCCAAUCAAACAUUAAAACAAGUUUUGGAGAAAUUCUAUCCUAAGAGAUACAGGCAUGGUUGUUCAGAGGAACAGUUAAGACAGCUUUGUCAGCGAUUGUCUACAAGAUGGAUGGCUCUCCGAGGGCACAGUGCUGCAGACUGUGUGCGCAUUUAUCUCACUGUAGCCAGAAAAUGGUCUUUCUUUGGUGCUAAAUUGUUUGCAGCAAAACCUCUAGCAACGUCCUCAGUCGAGAAGCCCUUCAUAUGGUUUGCUGUACAUGAAGAUGGCAUAAGCAUCCUAGAUUACAGUUCUAUGCGAUUAACAGUUACAUAUACAUAUAAGAGUCUGAUGACUUUUGGAGGCUAUCAAGAUGAUUUUAUGUUGGUUGUCAACAAUGCUCACACAAAGGACAAAUCAACUGAAAAGCACCUUUUUGCCAUGACAAAGCCAAAGAUUCUUGAGAUCACUCUACUGAUUGCCAGCUACAUUAACAACUGUCAUCAGCUGAAAGGAGCUACUCAUCACCUCUCUGCUCCAGCAUUACUGACACCUCAAAGUGGACAGAAACUCAAGGAAACGGGCAGUCAGCCACUUCUUGCAAACAACAGACCAACUAAAUGUCCCACUUUGUUAUGAAAGCAUUACGUAUCAUGAUAAUCCAUCUUUUUUACAGGGUUUCUACACUGACUGAAAACUUUUUUGAUGUACAAGACAUAGAGCAUGAGCAGGUCCAGAACCAAAAGGCAGACAGGUUUCCAUUCAUUUCAAUGGUAUAUAACAGCAGAAGCCCUUUAAUUAAAGCCCUGGCCUGAACUGGAAUGAUGAUGAGCCAAUUAAAGGACUAUGCUUUAAUGGUGGUGGCUUGCACCUACAACUCAAAAGUAAAUGUGUCUGUUGAUAGUGAUGGGGAAAGGUGGCCUUGGGAACAGUUGUAUAGAUUUGAGUCAUUUUCCAGAUAUUUACUCAGGGACCAAACUGUCUUCAGCUCUUAACUCUUCAUCUCUAUCCUUCAAAAUUAUACAAGUUGUAUAACCUUCAUUUUGAAAAGGAAUUUUUGUUUAAAAAAAAGUCAAACAGAAUAUUUUCCACAUCCAGCACCCCUCCUUAUUUGCAGUACAAGCACCAUGGGACAAAAAAGAACAAAUUGUUUGAUUUGUAUAAUUGUUUCUCCUUCAAAAAAAAAAAGUGUAUGCACAUCAUGUAACUAUUAUAAAUCUAAAGACUAUUCUCAUGAUACACUCUAGCCUUUGUUAUACAGCUGUUUUACUUGGCAAAACUUCAGCCUUGGUCUGGUAAACUUCUAAAUAAUCCCUCUCUGCCGCAGCCUUUUGGAAAAAUCUAAAUUGGACUGGCACUGUAUUUAGCAUAGUUUUGUUAAACAAUCCCAUACCUAAUUUCUUCUUUAUCCAAAAUAGUAGUAUAACUCACAAUUGAAAACACACGAAUAACACAGAAGGACAUUGCUUGAACUGUUGUGUCUAAACUUGGAGGCAUAUGUGACAUAUAAAAUCCAUGUAUAAUAUGUAUAAUGUAUAUAGAAUGAUUCAGAAUAAUAUUUUGUAAAAGUUGCACUUUUUCAUUUGUAUCUAUACAUUUCAUAUUAUAAUACUAAUAUAAUGUUCUUGCACACUGAAGACGUAAUGCUGGAUCUGCACUGUUGGACUUGGGAACACUUUCUGGUUGCCUUUUUCAGCUGCAAGCCUCAGUGCUACAUGAGGUCAAGUACAUAGAAGUUACACCUAUUUUUUUCUUCCAAUCCCCACAUUUUCAUUUCUGUGCAAAGAAACCAGUUCUGCAGGCUCUGCAAUGGAUCAUCAGCAUACUCUAAUAGAUAAUUUAGGUCUAACCAUAGAGAAGGUAUUCAAACAUAAAUCCCUAUUUGAGAUAGAUAUAUUUCACAAUUUCCACUUCUGCUCAUGCUAACGAUCCUGGAUCAUUAAUCCCUUACAGCUAGCCAUCAUCGUUUGGGUUUUUUUUAAUUACUUAAAACUGAAGUAAUUUCACAAUGAUGAAUUUUAAUAUUUGAAGGAUGAAAAUCUCCUUUGUUUUAUAACAUUUAAACAUUUCAGAUACAUACAUACUCAUAUUGAGAGAAAUUUUCAGCUGUUUGCCCUCUAUGAAAUGUAGGGAGUUCUAAGGAAUUCUUUCCUGAAGAAUUAAAAUAGAUUGGAAGGGAUAUACAGGUUGUGAAAAGAAUAUGCACUUAAAAGUGGAAAGCCAAAUUGGCCAGCUGACUUGAUGUUUCUUCUGAAAGCUCUCAAAGUCCUGGCACAGCUACUUAAGUCUGCAGAACCCAAGCACCAUUUUAUGAACGGUACUAUGGGCCAACAUUUUGCCUUGAAAAUUACAAGCAAAUAACAAGCAUACUGUAUCUAGAUGCUUUCACAUUUGCAGCGUGGGAAGAGCUUCUGGUAAGUUUUACCUUAUGGUGGUGGUUCUGGUACAGGAUCCUUCUCUUUCAAGAAGGCAGGUUUUACCUCCUAGUGGUCAGCCAAUCUCCUGCAGUCAUCAGGGAAAGCAAAUGGGAAGCUACAAGAUACCCUGGCAUCAACCACAGCAUCUGCUUGUGCUGCACCCCAUGUGAAGUGAUGCAUAUUGUGUGGAGUAAUUGGGCUAGGAAUUAAUACCCCUUUGCAAUCAGCAGAAGAGUUAACUUUCAGCAAUUUGAGGAGUGGGAGCAUCCUGUGUGCAUAUUCAAACAGAUGCUACUGCAUCAGUUAUACACAGAUCAUAGUCUAAAGCUUCUCAAAUAUGAUUAGAAACUGCAAUUUACAAAUACGGAAAUUUUCAUGUCAUGAAAUUACAAUGGACAUCAACCUAGAAUACUCCAUCUAGUAACUCUUUCCCGAUUGUCCAGUUUUAAAUGAAUGUGGCAGAUCAGGUUCUAUUAAAAGACAAAAAAGUGGAGCAUGUGGCUAGUGAGCUUGUUCACGAAGUUUUUAAAAUCUUAACAAAGUUUGGAGACAACAUAAUAUACAGUACACACAGCCAAUGUGGAGAUUUUGAGUCUUUUAAACAGUUUUCAUUAACACAGCCUUACAACCAGCUGUUUUAUAAAGCAGUAUACGAUCUACAAAGUAUAGUAUGAUGUUCCUGCCUGCCUUUCUGUAGAUAACUCUCGCCAUUUUUAGCAUUAAGCUCUUGCUUAAUGAUGCCCUACAUCAUGGUGCCAGAAGCAAUUCAUGCCUUAGUCUCCCUUGUCUUGGCAGCACUUUCCAGACUUGCUACUACUAACUACUCAUUAUACUACUCAUUAAUCCCAUGUAGUCACAUUACCAGAAAUCCUGUUAAUUUUUACGAAAUAAAUGCACUCAGAAUCACAGUUACUGUGACAUCACUGCACUAAACAAAGAAGUUUCUUCCAGGAUUUUGAUUAGCAAGAGCGAGGUUUCUGUAGUAUGAUAUCAUAGUAACCUCCUCAAGCAGAAGCUUCUCUUCAAGUUAAUGGAGUCAGGAAGUAGUGUCUUAUACACACAAGCACACUUCAACAGCUCGGCUUGCAAACACAGCUGUGCAAGUCUCAGGGAACUUGUUCCAUGUUAAUCUAGCUCCAGAGCUACUUAGAGGAUCCCACACGAUGUAAGACAGCAAAGCUGGAAAUUUCAAGAGUCCAGGCAGACAAUCUGUUCUGCCUUCCCUACCCAGCCCGAGCCUCAUGAGUGAUCCACAUCUCAGUCUGAACCUUGAGUGACCCGCCAAAACAAUUCAUCCCAUGCUACCUAAUCCCUGAUUAGGCCCCAGUAGGAACUAGACAAUUCUCACCUAGUCUUCAGCAGUGAUGAGGUGAUGGGAGCUGUCAAAAGAGCAGCAACCUCCGGGACCAGUGCUGAAGAACUUCCCCUGCUGAAGCCUUUCAGAACAUGGGCUGUAAAAAUAUUCUCAGGCUGAGAUUAACGUGUUAGCACGUGCAAGGAGACUUCACCUUCUAUCACGAACUUCAGAACAUCUUUUGUGCUUGCUUUGAGCUAGCCAUCAGUAACAAUGAUCAGUAUAAAUGGUCAAUGAAAUGGAAAGAUCACUGGUAACUCUGUAUGAACAAUCACAAUGAUGUGAAAAUAAUAUUUGGAAUGCAAUGUAAAUUAAUAUAUUACCUGAACUUCA